Setaria italica (foxtail millet) is the source of this 1409-nucleotide messenger RNA. RefSeq names its product phytochrome-interacting ankyrin-repeat protein 2. The transcript has 3 exons. The record is from RefSeq and is a predicted model, not a curated record. Lineage: Eukaryota; Viridiplantae; Streptophyta; Magnoliopsida; Poales; Poaceae. The coding region runs from base 573 to 1073 and encodes 166 amino acids. Gene Ontology annotation, molecular function: protein binding.
GGAAGUGGAUUGGUUCCGUGUCGAAGCAGGAGGAAGAAGAGAGAGAGAGAGAGAGGGGGGAGGAGAAUUCGAUUCCGAUUUCUAGGGUUUGCUUGCUCCUCGACAUCGCCUCCUCCCCAUCGGCCGGCUAGGUUUUGCUAAGCUAUGAUCCCCAAACCUCCCAUCCUCGUCGUCCUCUGAAUCUGCUUCGCGAUCGAAUUUGGAUUCGAUUGGGGGAGCCAAUCUACCACACCCGCCGCGCGCCGACAUACUAUGGUUCACGCCCGCCGCCGCCCAUCGCCACCGCCGUCGUCCUCCUCGCCGAUGCUCCACAAGAACCUCCGCGCGCUCGGCCCCGGCUUGAAUCCCUUCGCUCCUUUCGGCAUGGGCAACUACUCCCUCGCUUCCUCCUCCCGCUAAUCCUCUCCUCGAAUCCUCUCCUCCGCUUCCGAUCUCUCUCCCGAUUGCUGCUGCUGCUGCUGGUAAAUUCGAUCCCGGCUGCUUCCUCGCUCGCGAAGCCGCAACCAUCCUUCCUCCCGUCCGCUUCCUUGCUCCAUCGGUUUGGAUCUGAGAGCCAGCCCUACAAGACUAGCAUGGUGCUGCAGGUGCGCAGGUCGCUCAGCAUGAGCCGCCCCCGGAGCUGCCCCGCCGCUGAUGACCGUGGCUGGAAUCAGCUCCAUGUUGCCGCUCGCAAGGGAGACCUCAAGGAGGUCCGACGUCUCCUGGAUGAGGGGAUGGAUGUCAAUGCACCUGCAUGGGGACCUAAAUCUCCUGGUGCUACAGCACUCCAUCUGGCUGCUCAGGGCGGGCAUGUUAAAAUCAUGGAUGAACUGCUGGAGCGUGGUGCAAAUAUUGAUGCUCGAACAAAAGGAGCCUGCGGCUGGACCCCUCUACACAUUGCUGCCAAGGAAAGGAACAAGAAAGCGGUGAGAUUCCUGAUUGAGAAUGGCGCAUUCCUGCCUCCUGAGAUGAAUGACCACAGGUUCAAUCCUCCCCUCCACUACUGCUCUGGAUUAGAAUGGGCGUAUGAGAUGAAGCGCAUGCAAGACGAGAGCGACUCACCUGGCGAGACUUCCUUGAGCUCAGACAGCUAGAGGGAAAGCAAGCAGGUGCACUGCGAAGAGGAUGCAGUUUGAGAAGGCGGACAAGUUACUUUCAGAAAACAAAGACGGACAAGUUACAUCAGGUUGUGUGGUUAUUCUAGAAUUGUAUGCGCAUCAUCAUUGCGCUGCUUGGUGUCCAGGAGUUGGCACGUACUAUGCAUGUAGUCUGGUGUUUUGAGUGAUUGUUGUCGGAUACGUACUCUGCUGCAAGUGUCCUGGGUACUUUGUUAUUGCACUGUAUUCUUGUGCAUUUGUACCGGUAUCAUAUCUUGGGAUACGUGUUUUAACAUCUGAUUUGGCCAUCUGGGUAAUCAUAGUUUUUUUUUU